ACAUGUGCAAAGACGUGUCUCUAGAUGCACUGGAGGCCAGAAAAAAGGCAAGAGACCAAUGAUCUAAAAUGCACAAAGGAAUAAGUUGGAGCUUGAAAAGUUAACAUCCAGAGAGGAGAAGAGAUGCUGCUACUACUGACAUGACAAGAGCCCUGACCAUGCUUGCGUCCUUCUUUCUUCUGCUUCUCUGCGGGCUUUUGGGAGGCUGCGUCCUGUCCGUCUGUCCGUCCGUGUGCUCUUGUAGUGGGGGUCACCGUGAUGCGGACUGUUCUUCUAGAGGCCUGACCAAGCUGCCACGCGGCCUGCAGCACAAUAUCAGGUUCCUCAACUUGUCUUUUAACAGCUUGCAAGUCCUCGGCGGCGAGCUCGGCCACUACGCUCAGCUACGAAGCCUGGAUCUGUCCUUCAACCACCUGGAAAGCCUGCCGCCUGUCCUGCCCAGGUCUCUAUGGGACAUUAAAGCAUCAUGGAACCAUCUUCGCUCUCUGGACAAGAACGACACAGCUUUCCACUGGAACCUUAAACAGCUAGAUCUGUCACACAAUGAACUGGAGAGAAUAGUUUUCAUCAACAACACCCUCCUCAGCGUUAAAUCUCUCAACCUCAGCCAUAACAGAUUCUGGACCGUGCCCACCAACAUGCCUCAGAACCUGGAGAGCAUCGAUUUGUCUUUUAACUAUUUGGUUCAGAUUCUGCCUGGGUCUCUGGACCGCCUUCCAAGGCUGGUCAAACUGUACCUGCAUGCUAACCACUUCUCCAGUCUGACGGGAGGCGUGUUUGAUAAACUGACGGCACUGGAAACCAUAACUCUUGGAGAUAAUCCCUGGGCAUGUGAAGAGGAGAACAUAACGGGAAUCCUUCAGUGGGCAGAGAAAACUGGUGCAACCGUUCUGGGAUGUCCCUGCUUUACACGACCCGUCUGUGGACAAAACCAUCUGGCCACCAGAGACGGAGAACCGGAGCCAGCUCCACUUACAGAGGAAACCCUCUGGGUGAACAGCAGAGGAGAAGGAUAUGAUGACGUGUCCACUUCAAGGACCAUCAUGGUCACCUCUACCUAUGAGGAAAACCCUUCUCUGUAUCAGACCGGGUUGUUGGUGUGGACGUCCUCUACAAAGUCUCACAGCGUCUCUGAAGACACCAGCACCGUUAAGCCCAAGAUGGCCAGCUCUGUGAGCAACGCUCAGACAGUUGAGCCUCAGAUGAAAAUUGUGACUCUAAAUUUUUUACUUUGUACGAUAGCAACCAGCAUGUAGGAAACUAGUAUUCUCAGGGAAAGAACCCCGAUACCCUGAUGCUUCACACGUU
Molecule: messenger RNA, 1308 nt
Organism: Cyprinodon variegatus (sheepshead minnow)
Lineage: Eukaryota; Metazoa; Chordata; Actinopteri; Cyprinodontiformes; Cyprinodontidae
Gene: omg
Product: oligodendrocyte myelin glycoprotein
Exons: 3
Coding region: 141-1256 (371 amino acids)
Biological process (GO): neuron projection regeneration
Molecular function (GO): protein binding
Source: RefSeq, a predicted model, not a curated record